CAGAGAAAUAGAAAGAAUGUUGGAAACAGUGAGUUCCGUAUCCGAACAGGCGGAUAAUAAGACAUUCGCUUCUUCUGACAUCAAGCUAUUGCUCUGUGGAGAUUUCAACUCUAAAACAGAUUCUGGUGUGUAUGAGUUUUUAACACAAGGUCAGCUCGCUAUAGAUCAUCCGGAUUUUCGAAAUUUGGAUUACAAAAAAGCCGUUAAUACAAUUUUUGGAAAUCCGGAAUCUGCCGAAGUAGCCCACCAUUCGCUGAAUCUUUCAUCGGCCUGUCCUGAAGAAUAUAUGCCGUAUACAUAUUAUACGUAUGGCUUCAGGGCGAUGAUCGAUUUUGUUUUUUAUGGAACAUCUAAUAUGAGACCAAUAGGAUUCUAUGGUCCUAUACAUGAUCAGUGGUUCCAUGAUAACAUAAUAGUGGGCUGUCCUAAUCGGUACAUCCCAUCGGAUCACUUUCCACUGGUGGUGCAUUUCAAGAUGGUAACUUGAAGAGUCAGUCAUCGAUUACGUGGUUGUAAAAGGUACUACAUCUUACUCUUUUUCGUCGGCUGCACAUCGGUCCUACUACACUGAGAGACAAAUUUAUUCGCCUGGAAUAAAGACGCGUACUAAAAUUUUUUCCAAAGUACCACUACGGGCGUGUUCAGAAACACACUCUAGAAGAGAAAUAUUCAACUCUUGCACGGAGAGAAGAAAAUGGUAAUAAUUACGAUGCUACAUGGCAACUAGUCCUAUUUUUUAAAGCAUAGGAAUCGAUACUAUGUAGUAUAGGAAUAAUUACCAUUCUUCUGUUAAUAUUUACUAUGCUACAUAAUAAUCAAGCUACUGGUAAAUAUUACUUUGUAGCAUUGUAAUCAAAGCCAUGCUAGAAUAAUAUUAA
Microplitis mediator is the source of this 878-nucleotide messenger RNA. Its product is annotated as CCR4-NOT transcription complex subunit 6-like. The transcript has 4 exons. Gene Ontology annotation, cellular component: CCR4-NOT complex; nucleus; cytoplasm. The coding region runs from base 17 to 487 and encodes 156 amino acids. The record is from RefSeq and is a predicted model, not a curated record. Gene Ontology annotation, molecular function: poly(A)-specific ribonuclease activity. NCBI's taxonomy places the organism in Eukaryota, Metazoa, Arthropoda, Insecta, Hymenoptera, Braconidae. Gene Ontology annotation, biological process: nuclear-transcribed mRNA poly(A) tail shortening.